This is a messenger RNA of Laetiporus sulphureus 93-53, 2555 nucleotides long. RefSeq lists its product as uncharacterized. The record is from RefSeq and is a predicted model, not a curated record. The transcript has 5 exons. Gene Ontology annotation, molecular function: nucleic acid binding. The coding region runs from base 40 to 2193 and encodes 717 amino acids. Lineage: Eukaryota; Fungi; Basidiomycota; Agaricomycetes; Polyporales; Laetiporaceae.
UGUCGCCUCUCAUCUCCCUCCCACCCCCGCCACACCAAAAUGCAGCCAACAUCCCGUCCUGCAUCCACCUCUACCCAUCCUGCUGUCUCUCCUAAUCCUCGUCCUCCCCAGCACCAGGUCAACACGCAGACAAAAGUCUUUGAUUCGUCUCAUGGUCGCCUGCUGUGUCUCGCCGACAUUCGUGGCCGUCUUUCUGCUCUGAACGAUCUUGCACGAGAAGCGAAUGCAUCUGCCAUCAUCCACACUGGCGAUUUUGGCUUUUUCGAGGCAUCCAGCCUUGAGAGAAUCAACGACAGGACGCUCCGCCACCUGACCAUGUAUUCGCCACUCAUACCCACUGCGCAGCGCAAUCAUCUUCUCGCGCCAGAAAACAACGCCGCUACGAUACGUUCCACUGUCCAAAUCUCGCUGUUGUCCGAAUUUCCUCUUCUCCUCUCCGGCCAGAUCAAGCUCCAUGUGCCCGUGUACACCGUAUGGGGCGCCUGCGAGGACGUUGCCGUGCUCGAAAAAUUCCGUUCAGGCCAGUACGACAUCGACAACCUCAACAUUCUCGACGAAGCCACCACCCGCCUCCUCGACAUUGGUGGCGUCAAGCUCCGCCUGCUCGGCAUCGGUGGCGCGCUCGUCCCGCACAAGAUGUUCGACAACGGCGAUGGCAGUGCUACUAUCGCCGGCGGCCAGGGCACCAUGUGGACGACCGCGCUGCAGAUCGGUGAGCUCGUCGACACCUCACAGCGUGUCUUCGAUCCCACCGAGACCCGCAUGCUCGUCACACACACCAGCCCGGGCCGCGAAGGCAUCAUCAACCAGCUUGGCCUCGUGCUCAAGGCGGACCUCACCAUCUCCGCCGGCCUCCACUUCCGGUACGCGUCCUCAUACAACGAGUUCAGCGUGCAGAGCGACUUUGAGGGCCUGCGCCACAAGCUACUCCUCGGCAAGGAGGGCUUCGACAAGGUCUGGGAGAGCGUCAAGUCGCAGGUGGACCAGGUGAUCGACGAGCACCAGCGUGUGCUCCUGGACAAAGCGCUGUCGGUCAUCGAGCGUAUACCCCCGCCGACGCAUCAGCCCGGACCAAAUGGACAGAUCGGUCAAGAGGAGCCCGCAUGGAAGAACUGCUGGAAUUGGAACUUGUGUGACGCCGCGUAUGGUUCGCUCGUACUGGACAUCAAGGAUGGAAGGGUGAGCGCGGAGCUGAAGAGCCAAGGCUUCAACUACGCCUAUCGCCGCACGGUAACGCCUGCUGUCCCCACACCAGGCUCUGCGACGUCCGCUCUGCCAGCAGCAGCAGCAGCUGGAGCAGGCAGUGGUACAGGCGCCACACCGGCGACCACCAAAGGCGCCGGCACACCGAUCACGUCUGACAAGCCCCUCCCACCGCACCUCGCACCCAAAUCAAAACCGUCGACUCCCCCACCGAACGCGUCCACAUCCCCAUCCGCACCGGAGACGCCGAAGGAUGCAAAGCCAAAUGGCGCAGACAAGUUGGAGCGGAAGAAGGAACGGAAGAAGGAGCGCAAGCAGCAGGAGAGGGCGGAGCGCGACGUGGCGAAGGACGGUGGGAGCAAGCCCGCGACGCCGGUGCCCGAGGGCGCUGGCAGCCCGACGGGGCAUCAGAUCAAGUCGGGCAAGGCGACGCCGGAUGUGGGUGCGGAGGCGAAGCCAGAGGACCGUGUGACGUCUCCGGCGACGGAGAGCACGGGGGUGCGGACGCCGACGGGCAGGCGGCCUCCACGGAACCCGUGGACGAUCUUUAUGCGGCUGCAGGUGUCCGCGGACGAGCAGGAGGUGCGCGAGUUCUUUGGCGAUGCAAAGGCGGGCAUCACGCGCGUCAACUAUCCGCCGACGUAUGCCGGGCGGGAGAAGAAGAUCGUGUACAUCGAGUUUGGCGACGAGGCGGCCAUGAAGGCCGGGCUCACGCACAGCGGCGAGAAAUUGAAGGAUACGAUCCCCGAGGUGAAGCAGGCGACCGACAAGGAGUCGCGUACGGGCGAGAACGGCGGUCCCGGACGAGGGUAUGGCGGGCGGGGAGGAUUCCGCGGCGGGAGAGGCGGAGGGUUCGCUGCGCGUGGAUUGGCGGGCGCGGGCCUCACACGAGGUGGUCCGCCGCAUCACAACGUUAACAGCAACGGUGAGAGACGCCCGAACGGCGAGGUGCCCUCUUCGGAUGCGCCUAAGCCAGCGGAGGGCUCGUAAGACGGUGGUCCGCUUUCAUGAUGCAUGAUGACUUGGUUACGGAGGACCAGUAGGUAGUUGUUCCACGUAGUAGUUAUUCGUUUCGUUAUUUGCUCCACUCUGCUGUAGGCUUUUUGACGUCUUGAUGCUCGGCGAUGCGCCUCUAUGUUCUCUCAUACAUAUGCUUACGGUAAUGCGAGGCCCUUCAUGAUUUCUUGCAGCAACCGAACAAGCAAGGAAUCCGAUUCCUCCCAAACUAGACAAAGAGUCAAUUGGAUUAAGUAUGCGAAUUCUACGUCUGUACAUCGGCCAGGACAUAAUUACCGAGGAGUGUAUUCAUACAGGGAUCUCAUGCGUUGUGAACAACAAUACAUAAUACAUUC